Molecule: messenger RNA, 2736 nt
Organism: Entelurus aequoreus (snake pipefish)
Lineage: Eukaryota; Metazoa; Chordata; Actinopteri; Syngnathiformes; Syngnathidae
Gene: lrit3a
Product: info leucine-rich repeat, immunoglobulin-like and transmembrane domains 3a
Exons: 3
Coding region: 206-2245 (679 amino acids)
Molecular function (GO): protein binding
Source: RefSeq, a predicted model, not a curated record
CCCGAGGACAGGAGGGGGGUGAUUAGCAUCUCACAGGUGACCUGUACUGUAAGUCGUCAACCUGCCGCCGCCUAUGGACUCUGAAAGCUCUUUUCUUUAUUCUCCAUUUGUUUUUUUGGGAGUUCUUCAAGCUUUUAAUGAACCCCGAUGGCUUUUUCCCUGACCUCUCCUCAAUGUGACACAUCGGGGUCCUGUUGGUGAAAUCAUGCGUCAAAUCCUGCAUGCAUUGGCGUUGUUAUGCUGCCUUCAUACGGCUCAUCCUUUCUGUCCAGCCCAGUGCACUUGUGUCUUCCACGGACGUACCGAUGGAGCAGGGAGCAGGUCCGUGCUGUGCAAUGACGCCGACAUGUCCGACAUCCCCGUCAAUGUCCCGGUGGACACAGUCAAGCUUCGGAUCGAGAAAACUGGCAUCCGCCGGGUGCCGACAGAGGCGUUUUAUUACCUGGUGGAGCUUCGCUACCUGUGGAUUACUUACAAUUCCAUCACCUCGGUGGAUACUGGAAGUUUCUACAACCUCAAAGUGCUCCACGAGCUGAGGCUGGAUGGCAACAUGAUCUCCGUGUUCCCAUGGGAGUCUCUCAAAGAGAUGGCCAUGCUGAGGACCCUGGACCUACACAACAACAGACUCACCAGCAUUCCCAGUGAGGCCAUCCCCUACCUUGUGAAGAUCACGUACUUGGAUCUAUCCAGCAACAAGCUAGCCACCCUGCCCUCAAACCUUAUGGACAUUUGGCCGCCAUUCAAUGGAGAACCAGUCACGUCCAAUGCAUCCCAAAAGGUGGUUUUAGGCCUCCAAGACAACCCCUGGUUCUGUGACUGUAAGAUCUCCAAGUUGAUCGAGAUAUCCAAAAUGGCAGUGACGCCCGUGGUUCUCAUGGACCUGUUCCUGACCUGCAGUGGACCAGAGAAUCUGGCUGGUGUUCUCUUCCAGGGUGCCGAACUUGACAAUUGUGUAAAGCCGUCAGUCAUGACUUCAGCUACGAAGAUUACAUCUUCGCUUGGUAGUAAUAUUCUCCUGCGAUGUGACGCAACUGGCUACCCAACCCCAACCCUCUACUGGACGAGGUCCGAUGGAUCACUUGUCGACAAUACAGGUAUCAAGCUUCUGGUUUUAGAGAAUCUUCAAAUAAUGCUGUUUUUGUGGUUUGUUAACAAAUACACAUCAAAGGAUUUGUGCUGCAUUAUAUUUAUAGGUGUUUUCUUCUUUCACUCUACAGUACAGGAGUCCCCAGGGGAUGGCGUUAAGUGGUCCAUCAUGAGCAUGCAUGGGAUAUUGCACAAGGACGCUGGGAACUACAGCUGCAAGGCUAAGAAUGAUGCGGGCUCAGCAGAAGCUACUAUCUCCCUUUCAGUGGCCGGCAGCACGAGUACCACCAUCUCUCCAUUGAAAACCAACACUGGGACAAACCUGACUGGCCAAGACUUGGCAUAUGUAACAGACACAGCCAUCUCAACCUCUCCCACAUCCAUGGUCCUUUCCAGGCGGCAGACAACAAUGGCUGCUCUCCCUGCAAAGCCAAAAACUACUCUCAGUAACGGUGUCCAAAAAGGUUCACUCAAACCUGCAAAGAUUAGGCAAGGAAGUGGGGGACAAAAGUUCCCAUCAGAUGAGGAGAACAAGAAAAGAUAUGCAUCAAAGUCUGUCAAAGAUCUGGAGAUUGUGGAGGAGACGUCUGACAGUGCAGUUCUGCUGUGGACAGCGGAGGGCUUACCAAAGGACUCUCCCCUCACAGUCGUAUAUUCACCUUACGGGGAAGAUGGUGAGGACGACUUCAAAAGAACAGUAGAGACGAAUGCGGGCAGUGGAAAAAUCCUGCUAGAGGAACUUUUGCCUGGCAUAAGAUACUCCGUCUGCCUUGUAGCAAAGGGCAGUGCUAUAGGAAAGGAUCCUUGCAUUGACUUCUACACACUUCUGGAGGGUGGACAGAAUCAAUUUUUUAUCAUCAUAAGUGGCAUUGCAUGUGUAUUGGUGUUGCCUCUGAUCGGCCUGUUGCUCUACAAGAUCCUCGCCCUCUACUGCAAAGGAAGUGAAGCAGCUCAGGACGAGGAGGAGCUUGAAAAAGAGAGCUACGUCAAGUUUGAGACCAUCACAAUGAAGCAAAGGACUAUGAAUUCCCAUCCAACCGAGCUUUGGGCAAGAAGGCCGACUCAUGACUCAGAGAGAAUGCUCUUGUGCUCCAGGUCUAGCAUAGACUCCCAGAUGACCUACAAGAGUGACAGCUCCAGAUCGGAGUAUCUCUGCUGAUGGCAGAAUGACAUGCUCCAAAGACUUUAUUAAGCUAUGACAGUUUGCCUUUGAUUAACCAUGAAAAUGUUUAUAUUUUUAUCUGCAGGAAAAUAUUCCCCAUCUAAUGUCAUGUAAAUUCAUUAACAGGUUAAAUACAUCUAAUCUGGACAUUCCUAUGAAUGACUGAUAUUCAUUCAUGUCCUUAUCAGUUUUGUAGCCUUAUAUUGAUUGGAGCAUUCUGUGUAACAAUUUGCCAGAACCUUUGUUGGACUUUUGUAAACUAAGCAGAUAACCUGCCAGUUGUGUUUUUGAUAUAAAAUUGUAUGCCAAAAUUCAAGUCUUAGCAACAAAGAAUUAAUUUUUAUCCACUCCCCAUCACAAAGACAUCACCCACAAUUUUGCUGAUCCAGAAAUGCCUUACCCGAUAAGUCAAUGGGAAUCUGAAUGUUUGCCAGUGUGUAUGUUUAUAUGUAUGUUCUCACGUUUAUAUGUAUGGAAAAUGGUGCGUA